AUGACUUUACUGCCCCCAAUCCUCGCUCAGUCCACCUUGGGCGAGAAGUGCGCAGUAUACAUAGACCAGGUCACCGAUACCCUCCCCGUUCAUCUACAUUCCCUCCGCCUUCAACUGGACCCCGUUCUCAUCUACCUGUCCAACACGCCACUCGGCCCUCUUGCGAAAAAGCUGCCAUUUGCCCCAGACGACCAGCCGAUCGCUCUCCUCGCAGCUGUUGUUAUUUGCAUAUUCACCAUCGUGAUGAGUUGGCGCAACCCCUUAAAAAUGCUCCGCCGCUCGCCGAGCUACGCUCCCGCAUCAUCCAACCCGCAGGUUAGCGAUGAGGAUUUCAGCUACAUCACACCUUCAGAUAUGGCGGGCUCGCCAGGAGAUGAAGCCGACCCGGAUGUUAUUUCACUCCGUCACCGCGGCACUAUCUACCCAUUGCGCUUCCGCGCAUACGCCAUUGUCGACGGUCUCUUGACUAUCGGAGACAUACGAAAGGCGGCUGCUGAGUGCACAGGAGCCGAACACCCGAACUGUGUGAGGCUGCUGUACAAGGGAAAGCUACUCAAGAACGACGCGCAGACAUGCAAAGCCGAGGGGCUCAAGCAGCACUCCGAGGUGCUAUGUGUGGUGUCUGACGCAGUAUCCCAGAGCGAUGUCUCCGAUGAUAACGGACAAAACAUCCCUGUAUCUGCAUCAGCGCCAGCACCCCCGCCGCUACCCCGCCCCACUAGUGCAGGGGGCGCCUCGUCCCCUCCCACCUCCGCGGGUGGAAAGAGCAAGAACUCGAGAAAGAAGAAACGCAAUGGCAAGAAGUCGCCCGUCGGUGCAGAAGCCCCCGGUCCCUCUCGGUCGCCACGGCCUACAUCGUCAGGCCACUCAGGUGCCCCUGCCGCGUCGCCUAACAUCAAGUUGCUGCGUACUCCGCUGGAACAGGUCAAUGCUCUGGCGGAAUGGUUCGAGCAGGAGAUGAAGCCGCUCUGCGAUGAAUACAUUGCGUAUCCGCCUAGUGACAAGAAGAAACGAAACUUUGAGAAUAAGAAACUGAGCGAGACGAUCCUCACACAAAUCCAGUUGAAGGCGGAUGGAAUCGAGCCAAAUGGUGACGAGAGGGCGCGCAGUGCACGCCGGGCCCUCAUCAAGGAUACGCAGGCGGUUCUCGCCGAGCUGGACAAACUUGUACAGCCGGGAGAUUUGUAA
Penicillium roqueforti is the source of this 1188-nucleotide messenger RNA. Its product is annotated as BAG family molecular chaperone regulator. The transcript has a single exon. The record is from RefSeq and is a predicted model, not a curated record. The coding region runs from base 1 to 1188 and encodes 395 amino acids. Lineage: Eukaryota; Fungi; Ascomycota; Eurotiomycetes; Eurotiales; Aspergillaceae. Gene Ontology annotation, molecular function: protein-folding chaperone binding.